GGUUUAUAAUAGUGCUAUGGCAAACAAGAAAGACAAAGCUUUAAGGUCAAGCAUCUCAAUGAGAGAUAUCAUCUAUGAACAAGAAGAGCAAAUUGAAUUAGGCUCUCGUCAAUCCCGAUUAAUAUCAUCUAUGAAGAAAAGUAGAGGAUUGAAAGGUGGUUCUAUGGUUAAUAUCAUUGGUGAGCUAGAGGAUACUGCAUCAAGCCCUUCACAAACACCUUUAGUAUUGCAUACUAAUGAUGAUGGACCAGCUUUAGCACCCCAAGCUAAUGAUAAUGAUAGUAAGUAAUCAUGUUUUAUGUUUAGUUUAAUACUAAUAAUAAAUGUGUAGUAUUUUCUGUAUAAUUGUCUUUUAUUUAUUGAUUCCCAUAACAGGACCAGCAACUAAGAGAAAAAGGGGUCCGACAAAGUGCCUUAAAACUCAUGGUUUAAGCUAUGAGGAUCGGUUACCAAUUAGAUUAAAUAAGUAUGGUCAACCAAUUGGUUGUAAUCGCGCCAAGUUAAGCAGUCAUUUGGGGACUUUGGUUAGAAAUGCACGCCUUGCUCCAUUGACAUACACAAGUUGGCAUGGACUUAAAGAUAAUUGGGAAGAUUUGUGGGAAGCUACCAUUGUAUUACAUUUUUACACUUUUAACUUAGGUGUUU
This is a messenger RNA of Arachis ipaensis, 645 nucleotides long. Lineage: Eukaryota; Viridiplantae; Streptophyta; Magnoliopsida; Fabales; Fabaceae. The record is from RefSeq and is a predicted model, not a curated record.